Messenger RNA from Cydia strobilella, 3467 nucleotides. RefSeq lists its product as uncharacterized. Gene Ontology annotation, molecular function: nucleic acid binding. The record is from RefSeq and is a predicted model, not a curated record. Gene Ontology annotation, biological process: DNA integration. Bases 1021 to 3309 code for a protein of 762 amino acids. The transcript has 4 exons. Lineage: Eukaryota; Metazoa; Arthropoda; Insecta; Lepidoptera; Tortricidae.
GUAGUGUCAUAGUGUGGCGCUGUACUUUACUAUAUAAGCUUCUACAUGUAUGUAGAUAAGCCCACUUUUUCUAACCAGCCUUCUGUAAAACAUUAAAUUAAGAUAUCAGAUUCUCUGCUUUCAUUUGGUCGCCAUUACCUCCAACGCUGAACAUAAUGGUGACCCCUAGUUUAAAUCGCGGUUAAUCUCAGUACUUUAAAGCGAAUCGCUAGUAAAUUUAGUAAAAUUUGCGAGCCGGUACGUCGAGGAAUCGCCGCGUAUCCUGAUUUAGGCCGGGAGAGCAACGUUACCACGUAGGCAGCAACCGCGUGGGGCUCCGCCGACCUGAAGAAGCUGAAGAGGUGACUAGGAGGCGACCACACCACUCGAUCGAGCGGCCUGAGCCAACGCGACAGGCGCCGACCGAGCCACCAAAGCGGGACCACGUGCGUGGCACCGCAGCCGCAGCAGGGAACGGCUACCGCAAGUACCAAAGGGACCACGUGGGUGGUACCACACCAGAGGCAGAAGGAGCGCCCAAGCGAGGGCAAUCACCAAGCUACGCCACGCGCACGAGCAUCAAUCGAGAAGGCAAGUGAGCUGGCAUUUCCUAACCUAUCUACCAAAUCUCCCUACCAAAUUUAAUUGUAAUCGAUUUAUUUCCUACAAAUUGUAAAUUGUAAUCGUUCUUAAUCAUGUUAGAAACUUCCAAAAACACUCUAGAAGAGUUAGAAAUUAGGCAGUUAAAAAAUAGACGAGGUGUCUGUAAGCGAAAAUUAACUGUAUUUAAUAAAUUUAUAGAAAGAAUCGACUCAAGUGCAUUGACGGCCGAAAUAAUUGUAGACAUAAGCUUAAGACUAGAACAAUUACCAAAGUUAUACAAUGAUUUCUCUGAGAUACAGGACCGGAUCGAGACACUGUGCAGCGACGAAGGGGACAUCGAAGCCCACGAGGCCGAGCGUAUGUCAUUUGAGGACACAUUUUACCGACUUAGCGCUAAGGGCAAGCUGCUGGCGAAGGUAGAUACCGAUUCAACACCAAAUGACCAUAGUCCGCAAGCCCCGCCGCAGCAACCCCUCGGAUUUCAAAACCUUCCUAAAGAACCGAGCUGACCGGCUGGAAGCGACCAGCCCAGCAGUACCAUCGGACGCACCCAGCACUUCCAAGAAGGCCAUGGUAACCACGUCCGAACCUAUCAAGGUAACCUCCAAACAGUUUAAAUGUAACCAGUGUCCGUAUUGUUCGAGUACGCAUUAUAUUAAUCAGUGUCCAAAGUUUAGUGCAUUAAACGUUAUCGCGCGCAUCCGAGCCGUGAAUAAAUUACGAUUAUGCUUUAAUUGUUUGUCCGGAACGCAUGUCUUAACAAACUGCAGGGCCAGUACAUGUCGAGUAUGUAAGGGCAAGCAUCAUACGUUACUACACAAACCAAAUACCAACACUCAUGUAGGUAGUAACCCCGUACCAACGCGAUUACCAAUAUCAACGUUAAUCGACGAACAACCGAGUUCUAGUCAAAUCGAGACUACCUUGUCGAAUAACACUUUAAUCGAAAAACAAAUAAACAAUGCGCGAAAUAGGUCAGUUUUCCUUACAACAGCCCAAGUGCUCGUUAGGGAUAAGCAUAACAAUGUGCAUAAAAUGAAGGCAUUUUUAGACAAUGGCUCGCAAGAAAAUUUCAUUACCGAAAACGCGGCCAAAAAGUUACAAUUAAACAAGGAACAACUUGCCUUAAAUGUCAUAGGUUUCAAUGAAAAAGUGUCUAGCCUUUUAGAAUCGUGUGACGUAACAUUGCAUUCCUUAGACGGAACCUUUACAACGAAUUUGUCCUGUUUUAUUACGCCUAUAAUUUGUACUACCAACAUUUUAAUACCAAACGUGCAACGUUGGCACAUUCCGUCGCGUUAUAAAUUAGCUGAUGACGAGUUUAACUUAGCUCAAGAUGUAGAUUUGCUUAUCGGUGGGGAGAUAUUCUUUGAUUUACUUCUUACCGGUAAAUACAAGCUCGGGCCCGGAUUACCGGUUCUGAGACGCUCGCGAUUAGGAUGGAUAGUCACGGGUUCCGUACAAAAAAAAACCGAGUCUGCCAUUCAAUGUAAAGUUACAGUAGAAACUCAAUUAAAAAAGUUUUGGGAAAUAGAGGAGGGUUCCGCACCAAAUUUACCCUAUGAUGAAAAACAAUGUGAGGAUAUAUUUCUGAAAACUCACACUCACAACUCUGAGGGUAAUUUCGAAAUAGAACUUCCAUUAAAGCAGCCACCUACCAAGUUAGGUCAAUCUAGGCACAUAGCAUAUCGGAGGUUCAAAACAUUAGAAUCCAAGUUCGAGCGGAACCCCGAAUUUAAAGAUAAAUAUGUGAAUUUCAUGCGCGAGUUCGAACAAGCUGGCCAUAUGAUUCAAUUACAAGAUAAUUAUGAUGGCCCAUGUAAUUUUCUACCCCACCAAGCUGUUUUCCGCGACUCCCCCUCAACCCCUAUUCGAAUUGUUUUCGACUGCUCAUGCAGAACUGAUAACGGCAUUUCUUUGAAUGAUAUCCAAUACAAAGGCUCAAUAAUACAGGACGAACUCAUAAAUAUACUUCUACGAUUCCGAAAAUACCAAUAUGUUAUUAACGCUGACAUACAAAAAAUGUACAGAUGUAUUUAUGUUAAACCAAAUCAACAAUACCUACAAUGCAUAUUUUGGCGGGAAAAUACUCACCAAAGACUCCAAAUUUAUAUGCUGACCACAUUAAGUUUCGGCUUAAAGUCAGCACCACAUAUUGCAACCAGAUGUUUGUUACAAUUGUCAAACGAAAACCAACACACAUUUCCAGCAGCUGCAGAGGCCAUAGCGAACCAGUUCUACAUGGACGAUUUUAUCGCCGGCGGCGACGACGAGAAUCAGGUAGCUGAAACUGCAUCACAGGUGAACGAGAUCCUGCGGGGAGCCAACUUCACGCUGCGGAAAUGGAAGUCCAAUUCCGAAGUCAUCAUAAAACGGGGCUCGAGUCAGCCAAUUUCCUGGCGGCGCUGCGACGAUUCAUCGCCAGGAGAGGUAAACCGAAGGAGUUGGACUUCUGGCGGCGCUGGUCACGUGACUACAUCGGAACGCUGCAGGAACGCACGAAGUGGAGGAGCGCGCGCGGCCCAAGCCUCGCAGUCGACACCGUCGUCCUGGUACGAGACGAGCGUCUGCCGCCCUGCCGGUGGAGGCUGGGCAAGAUCGUCGCGACGCAGCCGGGCCGGGAUGGCGUCACCAGGGUGGCCGUCAUCCGAACCGCCAGAGGGGACAUCCAACGCGCGUUCAAUAACAUUUGUCCAUUACCUACUUCGGGUGAAGUCAUAUAAGUAGUAAAUACCUACCAACAGUACCAACCUAAUGUAAAGUUCAAAUAAUUAUAACUAAGUGUCAAAUAAGUAUAAUUAAGUACCUAAAUUACCUUACUUACCUAGUACCUAUGUACAUAAUUAGAAUACCUACUCCCUAUUUAAAAUAAAAAUCAUUUCCUA